CAAGUAGUAAAACCAGUCAGAAUAUUUAGAACUUCCCCCCUCUGCAAGACGUUCACAGGCAUUUAUCUUUUCUACAGAAGUAAACUUAUCAUCAGCUGUAGUUGCACAUAGUCAUGGAUUUUGAACCUGGCCAUGGAGACAACAAUGGAAACCUUAAGCCUGACCCAGUCCCCGCAGGAGGCCUUUUGCCUUUUGAACCCAAACCCACCAAUCCUGAUUCAACCGAGGGUGGCAGUGGUGGCCCAGAGAGUCCCAAACCAAGAAAGAUUGUAGCCUUCACAGCCAAACUAAACAUCCGUGACAGCUACCCAACUCACAGCAGUAUCCUGAAGUUUGCCAACGUCCUGGUCAAUGAGGGAGAUGGCUAUAGUACUCACACAGGAAAAUUCACCUGCCCGCUAGCUGGCUUGUACCACUUCACACUGCAUAUGUCCACCUACGGACGCGCCCAGUGUAGUAUCUUAAAGAAUGGCCAGCGGGUUGUCUCAGCAUACCACACCAGCCUGCCAGACAAGUGUUGCCAGGUAGUCAGCAUUGGUAGUGUGAUUGAGCUCACUGAAAGAGACCAGGUUUGGGUUAAUCUGUGGGGACCUACAAGACAUGACAUUUUUGCUACUGAAGAUAAUGACACUGUGUUUGUUGGGUUUCUUUUGGCAUAAUAACUUCAUUGCAUAUUAAGAAGGUGUCCUGGUAUGUAUGUAUGCAGUGCCCAUUUACUUGGUUUCAACUCAUCAGUGGUGUAAUUAAAUUGCCAAUGUAUUGUAUCGGUUAACAUCAAUAACACAUUUUUUUUCUUUCUGAGAAUAAUAAACACGGGAUGACAAAAAUGAA
Messenger RNA from Coregonus clupeaformis (lake whitefish), 831 nucleotides. RefSeq names its product complement C1q and tumor necrosis factor-related protein 9A-like. The transcript has 5 exons. Lineage: Eukaryota; Metazoa; Chordata; Actinopteri; Salmoniformes; Salmonidae. The coding region runs from base 114 to 659 and encodes 181 amino acids. The record is from RefSeq and is a predicted model, not a curated record. Gene Ontology annotation, molecular function: protein binding.